UGGUAGGAGGGUACCACUGAGUCUGUUGAUCGCAUUAUUUUCCGAAUGUUUCAUGGAUUCCCUGACUUUUUGUUCUUCAGUGAGGGAGGGGAGUCUGGACUGAAUGUUUUAGAUUUCGGCGGUCAUCUUUUGGAAAAAUACAUUUCGGUUUAGGCUCGGGUUGAUACUGAAAAGAGAGUAGGCAAUAGCCUAUUCGUCCUGGAAAAACGGCAGUCGGCGGUGGACAUUUUUUCCCCUUUUGUAUUUCCAUGCGCGUUGUGGAUUUUGGAUACUGGCUAACUUUUGCCCCAAGUUUAAACCACUAGCUAGCCUUCACAAUGUGCGAGUAGUGGGCUAGCGGGCUGUUUCCUUCUUCUAUAUUGCAUUUAAUCGAAUCAUACAUUUUUUGGUUUUACAUACAGGAAGUGAAUCCAUGCAUCAAGAAAACUUGGCCAGACAAAAGACAACUUUUGAGAAGACAUUGUACAUGGGGCGACGGACUAUAAUGCAUGUCAACUAGAUGGCUACAUAUGAGUGGAUGCAAACAAGCGUUUUUAAAUAAGAUUAUCUGUACACCAUCGUUCUGGGGAGAAGAAUUCCUCAUGUGGAUUUAAACCACUUUAAGGACAGUAUUUUUCGGGACAAUAUAUGUGAGAGAAAGCGACUCACCAACCUACCUGGUAUUUAGAGAAGACCCUGAGGAUGACGGCCAAGCGGAGCCUGCUUGUGCGGCUGGUGCCCUGCCGGUGUCUCCGGGGCGAGGAGGAGGUAGUGACUGCCCUGGACUACUCCCACUGCAGCCUGGAGCAGGUGCCCAAGGAGAUCUUCAGCUUCGAGAAGACCCUGGAGGAGCUCUACCUGGACGCCAAUCAAAUCGAGGAGUUGCCCAAGCAACUGUUCAGCUGCCAGACGCUCCAUCGACUGAGCCUGCCGGAUAAUGACCUGGCAGUAAUACCGGCAGCGCUGGGCAACCUUAUCAAUCUCAAGGAACUGGACGUCAGCAAGAACGGUAUUCAGGAGUUUCCAGAAAAUAUCAAGAACUGCAAGGCCUUAGCCAUUGUUGAAGCAAGUGUAAAUCCCAUCUCCAAGCUCCCGGAUGGAUUCACACAGCUCAUCAGCCUUACCCAGCUCUACUUGAACGACGCCUUCCUGGAGUUUCUCCCGGCCAGUUUUGGCAGGUUGACCAAACUGCAGAUUCUGGAGCUCAGGGAGAACCAGUUGAAGGCAUUGCCAAAGAGCAUGCACAAACUCACCCAGCUGGAGAGACUGGACCUUGGCAGCAACGAGUUCACAGAGAUGCCAGAAGUUCUGCCGCAGCUGACAGGAAUGAAAGAGCUCUGGGUGGACGGGAACAGACUGACAUCUCUUCCGAGGGCGAUUGGAGCCCUGAAGCAGCUGACCUAUUUGGACGUGUCGAAAAACAACAUCGAGAGGGUGGACGAGCAGAUCUCCGGCUGUGAGAAUCUGCAGGACCUUCUCCUGUCCAGCAACGCUUUGUCCCAGCUUCCAGGAUCUAUAGGCUCCCUGAAGAAAUUGACCAUGCUGAAAGUGGACGAGAACCAGCUCAUGUACCUGCCGGACUCAAUAGGCGGGCUCACGGCGUUGGACGAGCUGGACUGCAGCUUCAACGAGAUGGAGGCGCUCCCCUCCUCCAUCGGGCAGUGUGUGAACCUGCGCACGUUCGCUGCAGACCACAACUUCCUCACCCAGCUACCUCCAGAGAUCGGGAAGUGGAAGACAGUGACUAUACUGUUUCUGCACUCUAACAAGCUGGAGACCUUGCCAGAGGAGAUGGGAGACAUGGACAGACUCAAAGUCAUUAAUCUUAGUGACAACAGGCUGAAGAACCUGCCGUUCAGCUUCACGAAGCUGAGCCGGCUGACUGCCAUGUGGUUAUCCGAAAACCAGUCAAAGGCACUCAUUCCCCUGCAGAAGGAGGAGGAUCAGGAAUCCCAUAAGACUGUGCUCACCAACUACAUGUUCCCACAGCAGACAAGGACAGACGACUACAUCCCCGUCUCUGACAACGAGAGCUUCAACCCCUCCCUGUGGGAGGAGACGCGUAAGCAGAGGGCCCAAGUGGCUUUCGAGUGCGACGAGGACCAGGAUGAGCGGGAGGCGCCCCCGCGGGAGGGCAACUUGAAGCGCUACCCCACCCCGUACCCCGAGGAGCUGAGGAACAUGGUGAAAACAGCCCAGAACAUUGCCCACAGGCUCAAAGAGGAGGGAUCGGGGGACGAGUCAGACAGAGAGUCCAAGCCCCGAGAUGUAGGACUGCAGGAUGUAGGAGUCAAGGUAAUUGAAAACACUGAGGCGAAUGAAAAGACGGAGGAUGUGGAUCCAACAGCAGCUACGAACAGCGUCGAAACCCCCAGUCCGCCCGAGCCCACGGCCAUGCCAGACGCCCAAACUGUACAAACCUCCCCACAGACCCCCGACAACAGGACAGCAGCCAGUCCUGAACGGGAUCUUACGGAGCCUGUGGAGUCAGAAAAGGAGGAGAUGAAGAUGGCGGAGAUGCGACCUCCUCUGAUUGACAGCACCAACUGCCAACCCAAGGUGGUGACGCUCAACAAGGACAAGAAAGAUGACGGUAAAGAUGCAGACUCUCUCCUUGAUGAAACAACGACCAACAGUAACCAAAAUAACAGUAACUGCUCCUCUCCCUCGCACAUGUCCGACACUGUGUCGAUGACCACGGACAGCAGCCAGGACAUCUCCGUCUGUACACCAGAGAUGGAGGCUAAGACGCCCGUCACACCUCAGUGCAGGCUAGAGGAUGAAAAUCAGAACCAGCUGGAGGACACGACACCCCUCCUGCAGAACGGGAACGGAUCCGACGCCUCGCCACAGCCCGCGGUGAAAAGCCAGCAGGACUACGAGUCGAGCUCAGAGAAGACGGGCGAGCUCGAGCAGGCCACCGAGGAGAGGAUGGCGCUCAUCGACGGGGUGGUGGACCUGAGCAACGGCGUGGGAGACCCCUACAGCAGGUGGGACUGCGUGAACAUGAACGUUUCCCAGCCGCUGCCAGACAACGGACUGCAGCUCCGCAGCCUGGGAGAAACGGCGGACAUCUACGCGACGGGGGACCUUCAGCAAGGGACGGCUGUGGACAACAACAACGACGGUCCGGCACAGGUACAUCUUCUCAUUGGAAACCAAGCCCAAAAACAAAUGUUCGUUCAACACGUCAACGGGCACGUGGACGAAAUGCCAAAGUUUGAGGUCGUUCAGAGGGCCAAGGUGGAUGUCGCGUCUAGCGGCGAGUUGCCACUCUCUCAAAAGGCAGAGGAUCUCUCCACCCAGAAAAAAGGGAUCCCAAAUCCUGUGGUCAAGUCUCAAAGUGACACGAACAUGCAGGCAGGAGGGGUGAAGGUCAGUAGCUUCGAUGGUGCUGUCGGAUCAGACAAGACGCCUGUGACUGACACUGGAGCCCAGGGCCAGAGCAUCGCGCGAAGCAACUCCGCCUCCCUCCUGGACGACUAUGGUGUCCAGGCCUACCCAGGAUCCUUUAUGGCCUCGCCAGACCUCAUGCCCGCGUCCACGGCCCCGGUCAGGUACGAUGCCAGCACAGGGAGGGUCUCAGUCCCCACCAACAUGCCUCCACCCCAGUACAACAUCCAGUACACCACGAGUGCCGUGCCCACCGACAACCUUUGGGCGCAGAGGACUCCGGUUCCCCCAGACCAAAUGUACCUCCCUCCCCACCACUCCCUAGCCAACACCAACUACUCCAACCGCAACAACGCCCCGCCUUACCUCCACCCGCCACAUCAGCGGGCUGCCCCGAGGCCCGUGGACGCCUGGGGCAAGGAGAGGUACUCGAGGGGCUCCGUUCAGAGGCAGAACAGCACCUCUUCCACCGCCUCCAUGACCUACCAGGACCCCCGCCGCCUUCACAUGCACGAGGGGGAGUACAUGACCUACUGGGAGAUCCAGGCCAUGGGACGGGGACCCCCGCAGAUGGUGCCGCGGGGGCAGCGGCCGCUGUCGGCCCGCACGUACAGCAUGGACGGCUGCAGGCCGUCCCGUCCGCAGAGCGCCCGCCCGUCCGGCCGCGAGGGGCCCGAGAGAACCAUGUCGGUCGGCGAGUUCAGCUACCAGCGCCCCAGCCCCAGGAAGUGGCCCGCCCCACGCGUGAAGUCCGAGGACUCCUUGCUUGACGGGGCGGCCAACGACAGGGUGCCGGUCGACUGGAGGGAUAAGGUGCCCUACGCCAACGGACAAAUGUGCCCCAGAGGGCGACCCCAGAUGCCAGAAGUGCGCAAUCCUUCCCGGGAGCAGCUGAUAGACUACCUGAUGCAGAAGGUUUCCCAGCAGCACCCGGGAGCUCCCUGCCCGCCGCACGAGCUGAUGCAGCAGGAGGUACGUGUGAAGAUUGAGAAGAAUCCAGAGCUGGGCUUCAGUAUAUCAGGAGGGGGAAGAGGCAAUCCCUUUCGUCCAGAAGAUAAUGGAAUAUUUGUGACAAGGGUCCAGCCAGAGGGACCUGCAUCCAAAUUCCUGCAGCCGGGAGACAAGAUUUUACAGGCAAAUGGAUACAGCUUCAUGAACAUUGAUCACGGCCAAGCGGUCUCACUGCUAAAGAAAUUUCCCAGCACUGUGGAACUGAUCAUUGUCAGAGAAAUACCUGUAUAGCAGCAAGAGGAAGGAAAGGUCCAGGUUUUUUUUAGAAGAGACUAAAAUUGAGAAAAAUGGAAUACAUUUAAAAGAGGAACACAUUUGCUUUAGUACUGUUCUACAAAGGGCAGCCAGGUUUUUAAGCAGUAUUGGAACUGCGGAGAACAAGACUGGAGCUUUGGGAAUGGGUACCAGUGAAGAGCGGACAGGCCUGGUGUACGGACACUGCCUUCAUCGCUGGACCCGCAUUUUAUUUUUUUACCACGGUUGCCAGUAAAAUGGUGGACUUCUUUUUUAAAAAGAAAAACAAAUGUAGUGUGUUCUGUACAGACUUGUAGAUUUUAUCUUUGGAAAUAUGUCUUGGACAUUGAAUACAACAUAUAUAUUGCUGUUAAGUCUUUAUGGUAGCUAGCCACUAGGGGGCAGAGCUAAUUGUUUGUAACAGUCUGUUUGCCUUUUUUUUCACUGAAACCAGGUCUUCUCUGUACAAAACAACUGUACAUUAAGACAAGGGGGAAGUGCUAAUGUAGUGGCAGACUAAAGUCUUCAUUCAUUUCACCUGUUUGAAUUCAAUCCUUUUGUUGCCAAACCUGGCAGCGAAGGUUCUUUGAACAGACUCUGAGCAGCUGCGAGCAGCCGGAUGCUUAUCGCGACCACAUCAGGAUUGAAGAUUGAGUUCUUAACACACUGGGGGGACAUAUCGAGUACUUUGAUUCAUUCUGCGGGCUGUGCCCCACAUACGCUAUGAACCACUGAUAUGUAACACAUGUUCCGAAGUACUUCCCGUUAAAACAACCUCUACGUAUUCAUGUCUCGUCCUGGCUCUGAAGACGCUUCUGAUCUCGACCCACAGAAUGCGAUAAACGAUCUCCGUAUGUGAGACGCGGGUUAUCGAAGGUGUACUUAGAGACGGGAGAUAAGAGACAGUGCUCAGGCUUAAUUUGUCUCACUUGUAGAAUGCAAAGACAGGAAGAUACAUGCGCUAGGUAACCAAAGCAAGUACUUAGGUGGGCACAGAAGAAGGCAGCAAUAGUUCACAAAGGACUUCAAUCGAAUCUCCCAUUGCCAACUAGGAAGCUCGUAAUCGCUCAUCAUUCUCUGAAUUCUUCUGCACAUUUUAAUCAGUAUUGUACAUAUGGUCGACAUACCUGCACUUCGUUGGUUAAAUCAGCAUGUUCAUUGAAAUGGUGGGGGUUUUAAAAAUAUCUUUCAUGCAGGAAAAACAUUUCCAGUUUUAAUGUUUUCUCUUAGCGUGAACAAGGCCAAGAAAUGGAGUGUGACAUGUCAUACACGUGGAAUUCUGUGAAUAAGGUUCUGCUAACUGCCCUGUGAUAAGAGCGAUAUUCACUGUCAUGCAGCAACUGAGAGCAAAUCUUAUUCACAACUGAUAGUUUGCGGCCUUUAUUCAGAGAAAAAUAUCACCAUGCGGUGAGAUUACAAUAAGUACAUUAUAAUUGUACAUAGUUUUAUACUGGUCUUUUUUAAUGAUUAAAAUAUGAUAAAUCAGUCAGUUUUUUCAUUUGAAUAUGGAAUAUGAAUUUUUCACGGUAUUAUUAUGUCUGAGACGCCCACUAAUUUUGACAUAAAACAUGCAACCAAUAGAAAUCAGGUCUCAUUACCGCAUUCACCACACCAGAUACUGACAAAUUGAGUGGCAGUUAAUGCUGGGUGCAGACCUUCAACUGCUGGGAUGAAAGUGUUAAUUUGAGUGUGUGCCAAGUAAAACUAAUUUUAUGUGUCAUUUUGAAUAUAUAUUUUUACUAAAUAUGCUUUUAUGACUCAUACUAUGUUUAAAUUCCCUUAGAGCAGUUUGACAAACAUUCAAGAGUCACACUGAAAAAGCUCAACUGGUGGUUCAUCUAUUAAUGUUGUAUUAUUAAUGUUUCAUUCAAAUACCCAUGUAAACACAGCUGGGGUGCUCUCUAUGAACUGUUAUUUCCAUUCUUGUUUAUCAUUUCAAUUAUUAAAUUAAAUCAGCAUUAAUAUAUCAUUAAUUCACUAUUUGUCAUGACACAACUGCUAACAUUCCUUCAAUCAAAUCAUCUUGGUGAUCUCUUGCGGUUUAUAAAAACAUAUGUAGAAAACGUUUGUUGGGAUAGGUUGUUUGAUUUGUACUUUUUUAUUUGAUAUUAUCCUACAUAGAACAGACAGACCAUAUACCUACUUGGGGAAAGAUCUUUUGGAAAUUCAAAGCUUUUAAUUUCUCUGGGUUUUUCUGUUACUUUAUCACCUGUCACUUUUGGAUCAAUGUAAUAGUCCCUCUUCUUUAAAGAUGAUGAAAAUUGAUGUCUUAUUGUAUAAUGUCUACAGUCAUUGAGCACUACAGUACAUGCCUGAUACAUGACAACUGUGAAAAGGAACCUUGUGAGGUCUCCUGCUUUAUAUUUACAGCAAAGAGCCCAUCUAUGUUUUACAUCAACAUGUAAUUUAGGAAUUAGAACUGUGCUCAUCUAACAUUCUUAUUUCAUGUCGUUUUAAAACCACUUUAUUUCCCCUUAAGUUGCCACAUUUGCUUUUUAUAUUUAUUUUUUCUAUCCGCUUCAUCUCUGUGAUUAUUUUCUGUGAUAGAAAAUACUAAUUAAAGUGUACAUACUUUUAAAUUAUGAGAUAAACAUGGUAUUAGCAACAUGACUUUCUAAAACCUAAAUUGCAAAAACUGAAAACAUUUUUUUUUUAACUUAAAAUGAUAAAAUGAAACUAUAUGCAUUACUCAACAUUCCAGACUUUGUUUAAAUUCACUCUAAUUCUGACCUAGUUGUACAAUGUGAAAUAAACUAAUGCUCUUGGACAUUUGG
Conger conger (European conger) is the source of this 7391-nucleotide messenger RNA. RefSeq names its product erbin-like. Bases 682 to 4614 code for a protein of 1310 amino acids. Gene Ontology annotation, molecular function: protein binding. Gene Ontology annotation, cellular component: postsynaptic density; adherens junction; postsynaptic membrane. The record is from RefSeq and is a predicted model, not a curated record. The transcript is spliced from 24 exons. Gene Ontology annotation, biological process: neurotransmitter receptor transport, endosome to postsynaptic membrane; neurotransmitter receptor transport postsynaptic membrane to endosome. NCBI's taxonomy places the organism in Eukaryota, Metazoa, Chordata, Actinopteri, Anguilliformes, Congridae.